AUGUCUGGACAAUACAGGAAGAAUGUACUACCCAAUACAUACAUACCAGUACAUCCUGAAACUGUGUUCAUGACAGUAUUGCUGAAGCUUCCCCGGCUGUCCCUUGUGGAAUUGUGCAGUAGGUGGCCUCGGAUCGUGAAUACUCAACCUUAUAGCCAUGGAUACAGUACCCAAAGAGCUUGCAACAAAGCUGUGAUGGCGGAUGCAGUCAAGUUCAAACAAGAGAAGACAAACAAGAAGCAAAUUGUUGACUCAAUAGUGCUUAAAUAUUGGCCUAAUGGCUUAAACUUGCUUCAACUAGCUCAGAUCGACUGUCAAUUGAUAGUCGAUAAGCCCAAUUCAUUUAAUUGGAUUCUGUCUGCUGUGAAGAAUUCUAACGGUUUAGAAGUCCCUAUAGUUUUGGAACCUAAGACGUUUUUGGAAAUGCUUUCAAAGGAUUUGGGUACUUUUUUUAUGAAUCAUAUUUACGUUUGCAAACACCCCAAACUCCCGUUGAUUAUAAUAAGAAUCCAAUUGUUUGAUCUACAGGCUGCUUCUAGUUCAAGAACCUCUAACCGCCCGCAUAUCUCUUCAAGUAGGGCCCAUUUUGUUGCUAUCCCUAUGAAUUCAGCAUAUAUUAUUCAUACUCCAGGAAAUGAUUUGGUUACCGAUAUCAUCCUUCAGGUAAUUGAAAGAAAUUUACCACAGAAGAAGAGUAACUUAUUGCAACUUAUUACAGAUAGAAAACAACAACCAAUAAAGUCCCUAGAAUCCAUGCAAAUUUUGUUUGGAAAUUCCAGGUUUGGUAACAGUUUGGGGGCAUGGUCAGCGUAUGCUGAUUCGACUAUUGAUAUUUCACCACUUGGGGCAAUAGAGGACCAUACGACCGUAUAUAAGAAUGACAGCAAAGCUCCAACAGAAACCGAAAUGGAAAAAUUGAAGAGGAUUGCAAACUUGAGAUUCAAAGGCUCUGAGGAUGGAAUAAUUAAGUCUGAACAAUUGUUCACAGAGCCCUUUAUAUUACAAAGAAGAAAGAAAAGAAAACGUCCGUUUUCAAUAUAUGAUCAUGAUAACAAAGAUGACAGCGAGACUAUCAUCCACAAAAACGAAUUCAGCUCUAUAGCUCCAUUACAGUAUGCUGAAUUUGAACUCAAGGAAAAGCUCGAUGCUUUUGCUGAUAAUAAUGACAACUCAAAUGAUGCUCAAGAACACUACACGUCGAUCACAUUGAAACUUUCUGGCCCGGAUGUUUUUGCUGGGCUUCAUGAACUAUCAGUCAUGGUUACCAAUGAAGAAAAAAUGGUAGUCAAUCCAGUAAAGAUGCCUUCGUGGUUAACGGGCGAAGAAGGUCAAAGUUGUGGGAUUGUUAAGGACGGAAAGUUUUCAAAAUUGUAA
Molecule: messenger RNA, 1374 nt
Organism: Yamadazyma tenuis ATCC 10573
Lineage: Eukaryota; Fungi; Ascomycota; Pichiomycetes; Serinales; Debaryomycetaceae
Gene: CHL4
Product: Chl4p
Biological process (GO): chromosome segregation; CENP-A containing chromatin assembly
Source: RefSeq, a predicted model, not a curated record